ACUGAAUUCUCAGUGGCUUGGUCAAACAAAUUUCGUCUACUACAAGCUAGGAACUAAAACAGCGUCCACCAUGAGACUUUUGCUUGUCAUAGCCUUAGUGCUGGGAGUUAUGAAGUGUCAGGAAGUGCUUGGCUGUGGCCCUCUCCCGGGGCCAGGUAAUGGCGAUGGCAGCGGUGGUGACGGCGGUGCCGGUGGCCCUGGUGGUGGUGGAGGAGGCGGAGGUGGCGGCGGUGGUGGCGUUCCCGGAGAACCUGGUGCUCCUGGUUGUGGUGGCGGCGGUGGCGGUGGCGGCGGUGGGGGCGGCGAUGGCGGCGCUGGUGCUCCAGGUACUCCUGGCUGUCGUACUGCGCCUGUUGAUAACUCUCCCCCUGAAUCUGAAGGUGGUGACGAUGACGAUCGAUGAUGGUGGCAGUGAUGGCGGUGGAGAGAGGCUUAGGCUUUACCGAUUAUGCUCUGAUGGGAAAUGAUGACUGAACAGGAAAGAAAUACCCACUAUCAAGACUUUAAUCCUUUUAACAAAUAAUCAAUUCGGUUACACAAAUUACCUUUAUUCAGUUCAAUUUAUAUAAUAGUUGUAGUGGAAUGUAAUGUAAAACAUACCCUGGCCCGGUUGUAUGAAACCCAAUAAACACCGAUGUUGGCUGAAAAGUGACUGGAAGUCUUACUAUUUUCUCGUGCUCCGGGACAAUUCAUAGCAAGGAAACUUUUCGUAACAAAGUUCCUAUUAUUUGUGCAUUUGCCUCCUUUGAAUAAAAAACUGUGUGCAUGCUGAUGUGUUUUCGAUGUUUUAUCCGAAAAACAAGCAGAAAAGAAUAACGCCAUUAAUUCGAGGUUGAUGGUCAAUUUAAAAUGUCAAUGCAAAAAUAGAAUCCUUCUGUAUAAAGAAGAACAACUAUUAUCAUAAUUGUUAUGGUAUUACUCAACCGACAGAAAAAGUUAACUGCGAAACUCUUCUACAGACCCAUCUUAUUUAUUUAGCGAUGCGCAAUUAAUAAAAUCGUAGUUACAAGGAGUGACUCCUAAACAAUACAAUCUAUCAUCAAACUAACUUAACCCUGCUACAAAACCUCAGUCAGCACUCACACAAACCCACAGUAAACGUCGCUGUCUCCGAAGAAAUCUCCUCUCGAUUCAUUUGACUUUAAACGAAGUUUAUCAAUAGCUCUCUACGAUUCUCUUGGUAUAGCUUCUCCAGUCGACCUCUGCCGACAACAACAUCCCACUCU
This is a messenger RNA of Orbicella faveolata, 1226 nucleotides long. RefSeq lists its product as uncharacterized. The record is from RefSeq and is a predicted model, not a curated record. NCBI's taxonomy places the organism in Eukaryota, Metazoa, Cnidaria, Anthozoa, Scleractinia, Merulinidae.